CACGCAGGCGCCGGCAGCGGCAGCGGCAGAGAAAGUUCCCGGGGAGAGCUGGCCCCGGGAGGGCUGACGUCCAGCCGCCCGCCGCGAGGGUCGCGGGUCCCGUGCGCUCCAGCCCGCCUUCCCCCGAGCGCCCCGGGCCGCCCCGAGCACCGCCGGCGGGCAGUCGCCGCCAAACUUGGAGCGGGAGGAUGCUGCGAGUGGGAGCGCGGGGCGCGGGGGCGCCCUGAGUGCCCCGGGCGGGAGCCCGCGAGCGUCGUUGCGAGGCUGAGCGGACAGGUAGCGGCUCCAGCGCCGGGACUGCGCCAGCGCCACCGUCGCCUCCUCGCCACAGAGCCAUGGUGUGUGUGGCGUGCACGCCGCGCGCGGGACUCUGAGCUCCGGCCGCCCUGCUCGCCCCCACCACCCCUUCCCUCUCGGCUCCGAGCCGACCUCGCCCGCGGGCCAGGAGGCUUUGCUUUGGCCAGGAGCCUGUCGCCUCUAAGCCUAGCGUCGCCCGCUGCAGCCCCAGCGCCUCUCAGCCACAGAUACCACUCCGGCCGCCAAAGCUCUCCAUCCUCUCCCAGGGACAGCGCGCGGGCGCUCCGGGAUGGCUCUCCACCGGCCCCCCAGGCCGCGCAAAGUUCGCAGGAGGCGAGAGAUGCUGCCGCAGCAAGUUGGCUUCGUGUGCGCGGUGCUGGCCCUGGUGUGCUGUGCGUCCGGCCUCUUUGGCAGCUUGGGGCACAAAACUGCUUCUGCUAGCAAAUAUGUUCUACCAGACACCUGGAGACAUAGAAAGCUGAUGGCAACAGUGAAUGGGACUCAGACAGCUAAGAAUUGCACAGAUCCUGCAAUUCACGAGUUCCCCACAGACCUCUUCUCCAAUAAGGAGCGCCAGCACGGAGCCGUCCUGCUGCACAUCCUUGGUGCUCUGUACAUGUUCUAUGCCCUGGCCAUCGUGUGCGACGACUUCUUUGUUCCUUCUCUGGAGAAGAUCUGUGAGCCUGGGGGUCUGUGGUCACUUCCAUUUCAGAAACUCCAUCUGAGUGAAGAUGUGGCUGGAGCGACCUUCAUGGCUGCAGGAAGCUCGACGCCUGAGCUGUUUGCCUCUGUUAUAGGCGUGUUCAUCACCCACGGAGACGUCGGGGUUGGCACCAUCGUGGGCUCUGCCGUGUUCAACAUCCUGUGUAUAAUUGGAGUUUGCGGAUUAUUCGCAGGGCAGGUGGUCCGUCUGACAUGGUGGGCCGUGUGCCGAGACUCCGUGUACUACACCCUCUCCGUCAUCGUGCUCAUUGCCUUCAUAUAUGAUGAAGAAAUUGUGUGGUGGGAAGGCCUGGUGCUCAUCAUCUUGUACGUGUUUUACAUUCUGAUCAUGAAAUACAAUGUGAAGAUGCAGGCCUUUUUCACAAUCAAACAAAAGACCAUUGCAAACGGCAACCCGGCCAGCAGUGAGCUGGAGGAUGGUAAUGAUUACGGUGAUAGUAAUUCUGAUGACCCUUCCAUGCCAUUGCUGGGGCAAGUGAAGGAAGAGCCUCAGUACGGCAAAACCCCAGUGGUGAUGGUGGACGAGGUCAUGAGCUCCAGCCCUCCCAAGUUCAGCUUUCCAGAGGCUGGCCUACGCAUAAUGAUCACCAAUAAGUUUGGGCCCAGGACCCGACUGCGGAUGGCGAGCAGGAUCAUAAUUAAUGAGCGGCAGAGACUGAUCAACUCGGCAAAUGGCGUGAGCAGCAAGCCCCUUCAAAAUGGAAAGCAUGAAAACAUCGAGAAUGGGAAUGUUCCUGUGGAAAACCCCGAAGACCCUCAGCGGGAGCAGGAACAGCAGCCCCCUCCUCCGCCACUGCCCCCAGAACCAGAGCUGUCCGAGGCUGGCUUUCUGUCCCCCUUCUCCAUGCCUGAGGCAAGAGGGGACAAAGCCAAGUGGGUGUUCACCUGGCCGCUCAUCUUCCUCCUGUGCAUCACCAUCCCCAACUGCAGCAAGCCCCGCUGGGAGAAGCUCUUCAUGGUCACCUUCGUCUCCGCCACGCUGUGGAUCGCCGUCUUCUCCUACCUGAUGGUGUGGCUGGUGACUAUUAUUGGCUACACACUGGGGAUCCCUGAUGUUAUAAUGGGCAUUACUUUCCUGGCAGCAGGCACGAGCGUUCCAGACUGCAUGGCCAGCUUAAUCGUGGCAAGACAAGGCCUUGGUGACAUGGCAGUCUCUAACACCAUAGGAAGCAAUGUGUUUGACAUCCUGGUGGGUCUCGGCAUACCGUGGGGCCUGCAGACCAUGGUUAUUAGUUAUGGGUCCACGGUGAAGAUCAACAGCCGGGGUCUGGUGUAUUCCGUGGUGCUGUUGCUGGGCUCGGUCGCUCUCACCGUCCUUGGCAUCCACCUGAACAAAUGGAGACUUGACCGGAAGCUGGGAGUCUAUGUGCUGGCUCUCUACGCCGUCUUCUUGUGCUUCUCGAUUAUGAUAGAGUUUAACAUCUUCACCUUCGUCAACUUGCCAAUGUGCCGAGAAGACGAUUAAAGCUGAGCCUCUGCCCCAGAGCUGUUCCGGACUCUCUGGCGCGGAUGUCCUGCUUUCUUUCCCUCCCCCACCAUGAGUCUCUCCUGCAUCCGUGGCCGCCAUCUUCUUUCAGACUCUGGAAGGAAGAGCCAUCGUGGUCUUUGGUCACCAGCCCGCCUGCUGGGCAUCCUCCUCCUCCUUGGAGUUCUGCGCCCGAGCAAGGCCAGAUUCAGGGCCCACUGUUUGAGCAGGCUUGCAGCCCCCUGAGCGGGCAGCCACAGGGAUGUGGCACAUCUCAUCUCUCCCAGAUGCCUGAUUCAGAAGGACCUCUGCGUGCAGUUUGACUUUCUGUUGUGCAACAGCCUCAGAAGUGAGGCAGUGGGUGAACACAAGGUCUCCUGGGACAAGCACAAAAUAGGAAUGUUGUUUUAAGUGUCUCCUCUAGGCCAGAGGGUGUGAGGUCCAUAGGUAGCACGUGCUACGAAGAGCCUCUGACUUCUGCUGGGAGCACUCUUGGUUUGGAGGGGGCCAGGCCUCAACCUGCUGGGGGUCUGGGGCCAGGGCAGCAGACAUUCCACCCCUUUUUCUGGAGUAAUUAGAAGAAUGGAAACAAAUUUCCACAGCAGAAGAGAGAAAACAAGUGAAUAUACCUAUCACUUCUAUUGAUGCAUUCAGCGAAUGAGCAAUGAAAUAUUAAAUAUAUGUCAUAUAGAUCAUCGUACUUGAAAAAUUUCAUUCUGUACAAAAAGACCAUGACAGGGACCAAAAAGGUGACACCUAUGGACAAUGACCCCUCCGUGUACCAUGAUGCAGUGACACUAAGACAUUGGGUUUGGAAUACAGAAAACAGUGAAAGACUGACAGCUAAAUGGGUGCUAUUUCAGAGACACAGUGGAGAGGUAGUUCACAGCCAUACAUCCCAGACCUUCUGUGUGAUGCGACACACUGUCAGUUCAGGUUUGUCAUUUCUUUGUUAAUGCUCUACUCUCAAAACCACCCUGUUGAGAGACCCAAUUAUCUAUACGCCCAACAAAUUUCAUAGCCUGCUGAACUGGAACGAGUGCGCCAGAAGUAACGGUUAAUGACAAGAACAGAGAUUUCCCGAAAAACAACGGAUUGCUCUCUGGUUAGCUGGAGGCAAGUAUGAAACCCAUAACUUGGAAUUUUUAAAGCUGAGUUUCUUGAACCUUGCAGUUUGCUACAUGUGAAAGGCCAAGGAUGGGAAGCUGAUACAAAAAAUAGAUAGGAAAAAUGUUAAACAAUUUUCAGCUGCUUCUUAGCCCUCAAAUAGAUAUUAAAAAGAUUUACGAACGCAAACCAUCCAUGGUUUCUAAAAAGAAAGCACAAUUAAUUUUAUAUAGAGAGGUUUCUUUUAUUUUUUUAAUGCUUCUAUUGCAAAAGUCUAUCAGAUUCGAUGCACUUUUAAUAUUGGGAUAUUUUGCACAGAAGACUAUGUGGGAGCUUUGCACAAUGGUGUGACGAAAGAAGGCUUUUAGCACUUCACCAAUAAUCAGUCAUUGGUGAUAAGUUUAAACCCAAAAGCUGCUUCCUUCUCAAAACAUGCAGAUUGUGACCUGAGGUGGAAUUUGUGGCUGUGCCCUUUAAGGCCACCUGACUUUCAGGAGGAGGACAUAUACCGGCUUGUGCCCUUUAGGUUAGCGUGAGCCUAAAUGCGACGGAAUUCUGUCACCACGGCUUCUAUUCUGGAUCCGCAUCAGUGUUAGUAGCUACACCACAUUAAGGCUUUUCUUUUUUGUUUCUCUACCUAGAUAUUGGGUUCAGUGGUCUUCAAGUGGAGGACAAGGGUGAUUUUCCUGAGAAAUUAGCUAAGUGGGCAUCUAGGGAGUCUGUAGGUCUAUCAGAAUAAACUUCAGAUGCCGGGGGUUUCAGAGCCCUCUGGGCAGCUUCGCAGAGCCCGCCCGCUCCCUUCAGUCGCACAGACUCAUCCAGGUUUCAAAGUGCAUCUGUCCCCAAGUUGAUGCUCAAAACUGCUCUGUGACAUAAGUAGGGAUUAUUCUUCCCAUUUAACAGAAAAUUUAGUCUUGGGGAGGUCAGGUGAUAAGGCCAAUGGUCAGGAAGCAGCAGAGCAGGGGCUGAGCUGCAGAUGAUCACCCCUCUUGGCGCCACCGUGGGCUGGCCGUCCUUGAGGGCGGGGAAGGGGGAUAGAUAUGUCUUUGCACUGUGGUUGGGUCUUAUUGUUUGAGUUAAAGCUUCAAUUAUUUAGUUGACUCCUGGUGGCCCAGCUCCUUUCCAAAUAUCUAACCCUAUCCAAGGUCGCUGUUUUUUCCUGAUAAAGACUAAAAAUUAUGUUCAGCUACAAGACACAGACCACAUGGUCCCUGACAAUGUCCCCUGGUGUUCACUUCUCUGAAUGCUUGUGAAACUUUCAGAAAACACUUCUAAUUACCUGCCUUUCCUCUGAAGAAUCCAUCUGAGAUUAUAAAGUAUACGUUGAGACUGGAAAAUAACAUUUUUAGCAUGUAGAGCACUCCUGGCUAAUUCUCUCUUGACAUUAACGUGCCAAUGUGACUUCCUUAAAGGAUGGAUCUAUGCGUUUAUUGUAUCUAGGAGACUAUAUACGAAUGCACUGUAGGUGAAAAAUUCUCUUUUCUAACUAAAUAUUUUUUUCAUCACAAGUUUAAAGAAUUGCUUGAUUAAUUAGGCUUUCAUUUUAAAAUAAUACUUUUAUCACUAUGCAGGAUUACUUCAUUUUCUUCCUGAAGCUAAUUAGCACGGAGUAAUUACUCUGCUUCAAAAAUAGGCAAUUAAAAAAGAAUGAAUUUAGCUCUUCUAAUUGGGGGCAGAGAAGAAAGAUGAGCCAGUGCCCUCAGAAAAUGUCUAGAGAAGCAGGAGCAGGUGCUUCCUGUUGAUUUCUGGCUUGGAAUUUGCCCUCACCAGCUCAAGCAUGGUCCGGUUGGAAGACGUGUGGUGUUUGAGAACCCGGCCCUUGGUUCUGGGUCAGGUGUAGUGAGACGCUAAUGGUUAAGACGCCGUGGGCAGGUUGGAGUCGCACCCUUGACCCACCUGUCCCAUAACCCAUGUCGUGUGCACAGACCUCACUGCCCAUGUGUGUUUUCACCUGCUCGUUACCCCCACACCUGUUAGGGCUGUUUCUUGCUUCUGCCUGUCAAUCCCCUACCUUUACCCACCCAAGCAGCUGAUGAGGUAUAACCUCCUGGUGCCAGGUUAAGCCAAGGAGGCAUGCACACCACCCUAUGGUGGUCCUGCAGGCCCCGACCAAAACCCUCUCCUGGGCUGCCCAGAGUCUAGGUCCCUAGGGAAGAAGCCACCCCAAUUCACUUCUGAUGAGGACCUGCCAACCCUGCAGCAUCAACAGGAGCCCUGCACUCAGGGAACACCAGAUCCACAUUCAGGUGGGAAUCCGGAAGGGUGCGGUGGCGUCCUUGCCGGACACCCUUCUUUGCUCCUGGUGUUCUCCUCCCUGAGGCAGAGGCCCCCUUCCCUCUCCUAAGGCAGGGUGGACAGAGGUGGGGUGGGCUGGGAGAGGGGCAGCUCCUCCUGCUGGGAAAAGCAGGGGAGAACCCCAGCACCAGGGGCUGAAGCUACUUGCCAUGCCCUGCUUGCCCUCCCCAGGCGUGAGAUGGGCCAGGGGUUCCCGUGUGGGGGCAGUGCGGGUUCGGCUGCCAUAUCGGGGCCUCCCGGGAGAGAGGCAGAGACCCUUCAGCUGGGGCUGGGGGCUCCUCAGUAAGCUGGGGUUCGGGCACGGAGUAGGCACUGAGGGGCAGGGUGGUCUCUUCCUUCUCUUCCCCCAUCUUCCCGUCCCUUGCACGCUGUGUUCCCCCCCCACCAGCUGAGACAAAUGGCUGUACUGUGUAUGUCACAGGCUCUCAGCAGAUGCUCAUGGCUUGAAUAAACAAGGAGCUUGCCUGUUAGGGUGAAAAAUCUGCAGGAGAUCACUCCCUUAUACCAUGAUUUAAGCAUCCCUAGGCCCCUCUAAUGCCCUCUGAACAUGAUUUCUGUGUGUCUUCCUCCCCUUGGGGCAGUUAACAGAUGUGUCCAGGGCACCUGAGAUGGUUCAUGUCUCAAAAGUUUCGUUGCCACGUCAUGGCCAUAGAAAUCCCAGAAAUUUCUGAAAACGCUCUCUUGGCAGCUCUUGGGUGGCAGGUAGUCCAUCAUCCCCACCCCCAGCCCACCUCAAAGUGCUGCCCCCAGCCGCUGCCCUCUCUGUGUGCAGGGACUCACCCAGAGCAUCUGGGCACCCACACCAGCCAUGAGCACUUACUCUGGGUAUUUCAGGUCUCUAAGCCUGAAGGUUUCCUUGGGGCCUUCUCAAGCCUGGAGAAGGGGCCCCUCCAGCGCCUGGUAAAUCUUCCCCACUAUGUCCAUCACAUGGGUGGCAGAACAAGAAGGUCUGUCCCUGGAUCCAUCCCACAAGGCGGACACAGGCGGGACACAGAUUUUGUUGCUCACCUCAAGCCCAGACUUUUGCACACCUGGCUUUGCAGGGCGCUUUGCCGUGCCACAGAGGACAUUCCCCCAAAGGGCACAGUCCCCCGAGGUAGCAAUUUCUAAAAGACGUUUAGGAUGUUUGCUGCAUUUGCUUCUUUAUAAGGAAAACUAAAUUGGGACACACGUUCUGUGCUCACCUUCAAGUCUAGUGGCCAACGGGAGACUGUCAGGCAGGUCACAGUGCUGCCCAACCUCAAGGAAACAGAUGCCGGCGUGAAAUGAGGGGAAGAGGCCCUUUCCUCCCCCUUCUGCCACCUGGGCAGAGUUAUUUUUUCCAUCCCAACAGGAAGCCAGCUGGGUGAUAUUAGAGCUUUGAUUAUUUUAUGAGGAUUUUAAAAAUUCUAACAUUUCAAUGACAAAUGGUUCCGUUCACCUCUGCUGAACCCUCACACACUGCCAGGGGCUGGUGGCCCUGCCUCGUGUCACCUUUCACCUUAGUGCUUCUAAGGCACCUCUUACAGUGUGGCGGUCCAGGUGUGAAGGCCGUGUACCCUCCGCGCUUAGGGGCUGAGAACCCUUUCUUCUAGUCUGGGAAAGUGUCUGCUGCCUGAAUGCCCUGACACAGAGCCAGAGCCAAUGGGAGGCAGCUCUGGAGUUGAAAAUACCCGCUGCACCUGUGUGAACGCCCAGCCCUUUCCAUCCAUUACGUGUGCGGGUCUGGGAUGGGCUGCUCCUUGGUUGAAAGCCUGACGAUAAAUACGGGCUUAAUCCACACCUAUUCCCACUGUUGCCAGAAUUCAAACAGUUGUUUUUUAUGCAAAGUGUUGGUUGGGACUUUUCUGUGGUCAAGGCCAAUAAAACCCUUAAUCCUGGAGAAAGUAUGUGCCCUUCCCACCCCACCACCAGAAAACAAGUUUUUAAGCUAUCAAGAGAAAGUAUGUGAGCUUCUGGUUUCAGGUUUCAUGGCUUGGCAAGAUCAGCCUUUGUGCCUGAAGGGAGGGUCCCAGACAACAGAGCCCUCCCUGCUCCCACUCCAGACUGCAUAAGAUAGGAAUUCCCCAGUAUCCAGGUGGACACGCAGUCCCCUUUCAACAGAAGGAGUGAGGCUUUCCUCCCACUGAAAAUAACGGGUAUGAGCAAGGCAGCUCUGUUUUUCUAAAUCAGAUGUUCUAAUGGGUUUUUUUCUGGUUGCCAGGGCAUCCCUGCCCUCCAGAGGUGCCCUCCGAGCUGUAGAACAUUUCCUGGAGCUUCCUCAACAUGGCUUGGAUCAAGGAUAUUUGGGGACCCCAGACAGAGCUGUGGCUGAACCUCUGUGACCAACUCUUGGGGAGCCUCCUCGGGGGGCUGCUAGUCUGGGAGGCUGGGUGCCUAGUUCAGAGCACAUGUUCCCUGGCAGGGCGCCCUCUGCAUGUGUCCCCUGUCUAGCAGCUGCCAGCCUGGAGUAGUUAGUUGCUGGGUGUCUGCACACAAAGAGAGCCUUGAUUACCUGGAAGGGAAAGAGGGCUGCCUGCCAGAUGGGGCCAGGCCUGUGGGCAGAGGCAGAAGCUGCCAAGGAAAGCGCCAAGCAGAGGAGAGAGGCCAGCGCGUCCCAGGUGCCCAAGAGACAGGCUGGGCAGUUUCUGCAGAGCUAUGGGAUCUUCUUGGGGCCCAGCCAUGAUCUUCCAAAUAGCAGGUUGAUAGAAUCAGAGGGCUCUUGUGUUCAGAAAGAACUCCGUACAAACCAAAACCAAGAACUUCUGAGACUGUUAUGCAAUCACUCGAGUCCCCCACAAGACAUUUCUGGCAUGCUGGGCCGAACACCGCCAUCUUUGUUCAUUCUAACCGGCAAAGCAGGAGCGAUAAGUUGAAAAGUUGUAAAUAACAAAUAUAUUUAUCCCGCUAUUUAUUUUUUCAAUAACUGUGACCUCCUGCACUGUGAAUGCUCUGUGAUAAUGAGAUUCUUAGUUUAAUGAAACUGUCACUGAAUUUGAAUGAAUUGAUAUUAUUGGUUACUAAACACUGGCAUGAGUUUAUUUUUAUUGUGAAGAAAAAUCUAGAGUCAAUAUGAACUAAAUCUUUAUAAGAAAUCUAUUAGUCAGUAUUGUAAUGCAAUAUAUCAAAAUCUGUACACUGUCAAUAAAAUAAAUGAGCACAAGCUGUCUUUUCCUACAUUAAGCUUCCAUUCAUGUUUUAAUAGACACGUAUUUGUAUUUUUGAAAGAAUUAUUGACACUGGAAUCACAGCCAUUUGAUACCAUUUCUAUUUGCAUAUUGAGAAAAAAUAAACAUCAAAAAAGA
Messenger RNA from Manis pentadactyla (Chinese pangolin), 9150 nucleotides. It is a transcript of the gene SLC24A4, whose product is annotated as solute carrier family 24 member 4. Gene Ontology annotation, cellular component: membrane. Gene Ontology annotation, biological process: sensory perception of smell; intracellular calcium ion homeostasis; calcium ion transmembrane transport. NCBI's taxonomy places the organism in Eukaryota, Metazoa, Chordata, Mammalia, Pholidota, Manidae. The record is from RefSeq and is a predicted model, not a curated record. The transcript has 17 exons. Gene Ontology annotation, molecular function: calcium channel activity; calcium, potassium:sodium antiporter activity. The coding region runs from base 587 to 2485 and encodes 632 amino acids.